Molecule: messenger RNA, 2053 nt
Organism: Tarenaya hassleriana
Lineage: Eukaryota; Viridiplantae; Streptophyta; Magnoliopsida; Brassicales; Cleomaceae
Product: RAN GTPase-activating protein 1-like
Exons: 2
Coding region: 196-1800 (534 amino acids)
Molecular function (GO): protein binding; GTPase activator activity
Source: RefSeq, a predicted model, not a curated record
GAAAUUUGGUGCUUUUUGAAUUUGAUUUUAAAAGUUUUCGUAAACAUCAUUGCCUCCAUUAUCAUCACGAGGAUCAAUGAUUCCCUAACUUCUGCUUCUUCAUCACGCUUCUCUGAAUCUGGUCCCCCUUUUUACCGUUCGAUUCCCGAUUGUCGACCAUCCCUCUAAUCUAUUGGUAAGGAUCGAUCAGUUAUCAUGGAUCCCUCUGUGCAAGCUACACAAAACCGUGUUCUAUCGGUGAAACUGUGGCCCCCAAGUCAGAGUACCCGGCUAAUGCUUGUUGAGCGGAUGGCCAAGAACCUAACGACUCCUUCAAUCCUCUCCAGAAAAUAUGGCCUGUUGAGUCUGGAAGAGGCUGAAGAAGACGCCAAACGGAUAGAAGAGGUGGCUUUCGCUACUGCAAACAAACACUUCCAAAAUGAGCCUGAUGGUGAUGGCAGCUCUGCUGUGCAAAUAUAUGCCAAAGAAUCGAGUAAGCACAUGCUUGAAGUGAUCAAACGUGGCCCACAGGUAAAGUCCCAUGUGGAGUUGAAGAUUGAAAAUGUUCUGUUUGAUAUAUCUGGUGGUCGUAGGGCAUUUAUUGAAGGGGAAGAAACUAGGGAACUCUUGAGACCUUUGACUGAGCCGCAAAACUCCUUCACCAAAAUUUGUUUUAGCAACAGAAGUUUUGGCUUGGAAGCAGCUAAUGUUGCAGCGACCAUCUUGACUUCUAUCAAGGAUCAGCUGACAGAAGUGGACCUUUCAGAUUUUGUGGCAGGUAGGCCAGAGGCAGAAGCACUUGAAGUCAUGAAUAUGUUCUCCUCGACCUUGGAGGGUUGUCAGCUGAGAUACUUGAAUCUUUCGGAUAAUGCCUUAGGUGAAAAAGGAAUUAGGGCAUUCGGGUCUCUCAUUAAAUCUCAGAAAAAUCUGGAGGAGCUUUAUUUAAUGAAUGAUGGCAUCUCAGAGGAUGCUGCGCGGGCAGUUCGUGAGCUUCUUACUUCAACGGACAAAAUCAGAGUCCUUCAAUUUCAUAACAACAUGACAGGAGAUGAAGGAGCAAUUGCUAUUGGAGAGAUAGUUAGGGGGUGCCCAUCUUUAGAAGAUUUCCGGUGUUCAUCCACGAGAAUUGGUUCAGAAGGCGGUGUUGCCCUAGCCGAAGCACUUGAGUGUUGUACCCGUUUGAAGAAGCUUGAUCUCCGUGACAACAUGUUUGGUGUAGAUGGUGGGAUUGCUUUGGCCAAGGCUUUAUCAAGGCUGACCGAUCUGACUGAGAUCUACCUGAGUUAUCUGAACUUGGAGGAUACCGGCACAGAUGCUCUUGCUGAGGCCCUAACAAAAUCUGCUGCUCCUAUCGAAGUUCUGGAAUUGGCUGGGAACGAUAUUACUGCAAAGUCCUCGGCUAAAUUGGCAACUUGCAUUGCCUCGAAACUGUCGCUUAUGAAGUUGAACCUGUCAGAAAACGAACUCAAAGAUGAAGGGUCGAUCUUGAUUGCCAAAGCAAUAGAAGGCCAUGAACAGCUGGCGGAAGUAGACUUGAGCACCAACAUGAUCAGAAGGGCUGGAUCAAGGGCUUUGGCGCAAGCUGUUGUGAACAAACCCGGGUUCAAGCUGCUGAACAUAAACGGGAAUUUUGUAUCAGAGGAAGGUAUUGAUGAGGUGAACGAAAUAUUUAAGGAUUCCCUGGAUAAGCUUGGACCAUUGGACGAUAAUGAUCCCGAUGGAGAAGAUAUCGGUGAUGAAAGUGAAGAAGAGGAGGCUGAAGAAGAUGAGGAACUGGAAGCAAAACUAGGAGGCCUUAAAAUUAAGCAAGAUGGGGAAUAGGAGGUAACAUGAUAGUUCGUUCUCUCACCGUUUCCAUGUAGUUGGUAUAUUUUUAUUGAAUUAUCUCCAACAAUUCUUGGAAUCAGCUUGUUCUUUAGAAGGGGGAGAUGUUAUGAACAUUUUAAUGUAGCCGCAGGUGAAAGAUCUAAAGGCUAAAGCUUUGUCAUCAGAAACUUGGAUUUAGGAGCGAUAUUCUUGUAGAACAGAACCGUUGAUCUUCUGUUACAUAAAAGCAUUGUUAUUUGGGUCACUA